GGGCUGUGUCUAGGUGUGUCCUCAGCGGGGUCUGCGGCAGUUUCAGUCGACGCGACGACAGUGUUCUUCAGCAGGUGAGACGAGAGGAGAGGAGAGUCAGGACAGUCUUUGUUUUACGGGGCAGCACUGAGUGAGUGGAUCCAGCAGCGAUGUCCUCCAGACCCAACGGGAGUCCACCUCCCUAUGAGGCCGAGGGAUAUAAUGAAGGCCCUCAGCCGGCCUAUUCUUACUAUCCCGAUGAUGAGUUCCAGCAUUUCUACCGCUGGACGUCUCCACCUGGCAUCCUCAAAAUCAUGGCCAUCAUCGUCAUUGUGAUGUGCGUCGCCAUCUUUGCUUGUGUGGCCUCCACUCUGGCCUGGGACACUCAGGGAGGCCUGUCUGGCUUUGGCGGCAUCGGCGGAAGCUACGGCGGAGGCUACGGCGGAGGAUACGGCGGAGGCUACGGGACAAAUUACGGCAGUGGUACGUUUGGAGGAGGUGGGUACGGAGCUGGAAACAACUAUGGCUACUCAAACCUCGGAGGGAACUACAACGACCCCCGGUCGGGCAAAGGGUUCAUCAUCGCCAUGGCGGCCAUCACCUUCAUCGCGGGCCUGGUCGUCUUCAUCAUCAUCGUAUCCCACCAGAGCCUCUCGGAGAGCAGGAGGUUCUACCUCGCAGUUAUCAUCAUCUGUGCCAUCUUGGCACUGCUCAUGAUGAUCGCCGCCAUAGUCUACUUAAUGGCAGUGAACCCCAUGGCCCAGUCUUCAGGAUCAGUCUACGGCAACCAGAUCGCUGGACUGUGUGCCCAGUACCAGCGGCCUCAGACUACAGGCAUGUUCGUCAAUCAGUACCUGUACCACUACUGCGUGGUGGAGCCGCAGGAGGCCAUUGCUGUGGUCUUGGGCUUCCUGGUCGCCAUCGCUCUGAUCAUCAUGCUCGUCUUUGCUCUGAAGACGCGCCAGAAAAUUAGGAACUUCGGCAAGAGCAACAUUCUGUGGAAGAGAGUGAAGGUUAUUGACGAGACAGCGCCACCUCAGGAUGUAGAGGCAUGGGUGAACAAUGUGUCCGUUCCCGCUGAAGAGCUCCCAAUGGCAGACUACCCCGAGAAGCUGAGAGGCUCCAGGAGCCACCUGGAUGACGAGAGCACCAACUAUGACAAGCCCCCCUACAACUACACACCGCAGCCUCCAGUGGAACAUGACGUGCCUUUGAAUAAUGGAGUUCCUUACAGCAGUAACUCUGAGGUGGCCAGCUCUGCUGGACGGCCCAAAAGGAGGCGCCCGGGUCGACCUCGUCGCGCCGACGGACAGGACUACGACACCGACUAUAACUCGUCAGGAGACGAGCUGGACGACGACGAGUUUGACAGUGAAUUUCCUCCGAUAACGAACGACGCCGAUCGCAACGACUACAAGCGCGAAUUCGACCGCGAACACCAGGAGUACAAGGACCUGCAGGCGGAGCUGGACACCGUUAACAAGAACCUGUCAGAUGUGGACAGAGAGCUGGACGGGCUGGAGGAGGGAAGUCCACAGUUCCUGGACGCCUUGGAUGAGUACAACAGGAUAAAGAACUUCAAAAAGUCUGCAGAUUACCAGAUGAAGAAGCGCAGGUGUAAAUAUCUGAAGUCCAAACUCAACCACAUCAAGAAGUUGGUGAGCGAUUACGACCGCAGGGCCUGAACAAAAAUCUGCGAGGAUUAUAUUCCUGUCUGAGUUUGAACUGAUUUGUGUUUCACCACUCUGGGGGGGGGGGGG
Messenger RNA from Solea solea (common sole), 1739 nucleotides. RefSeq names its product occludin a (gene oclna). Lineage: Eukaryota; Metazoa; Chordata; Actinopteri; Pleuronectiformes; Soleidae. Gene Ontology annotation, biological process: bicellular tight junction assembly. The record is from RefSeq and is a predicted model, not a curated record. The coding region runs from base 150 to 1664 and encodes 504 amino acids. The transcript is spliced from 9 exons. Gene Ontology annotation, cellular component: cytoplasmic vesicle; apical plasma membrane; bicellular tight junction.